UGCCACAAGUUCUCUCACACUUCCCCCCGGUCCCCCUUCUCCCCCACCAUUGCUACAGUACACUUCUUAUUAGUACGGCACUACUUCGUAAUUCUCCCCUCCCAUAGAUAAAUAAAAACCCAUCUCAAUUUCUCUCAGUUUCCCAGAGCCCCUCUUUCCCCAAUUAUCUCCUCUUUCCUUCCUCCACUGUCCACCCCAGCCAGACAAAAUCCUCCAUAAUUGGAACCCCACCAAAGACUCAAAUUCAAGGAACAAAAAAAAAAGAAGAGGGAAAUAGACAUAACCAUUAAUCAUGCGGAGCCAGCAGAUUUAAAACUUCUCCCUGAAUAAUGGAAACCAGCGAAGCUUAAGAAUACGCUUCCCCACGAAACCACUUCUUGCUCUUGGUAAAAACCACUUGCGCCAGCUGCCACAAGUUCUCUCACACUUCCCCCCGGUCCCCCUUCUCCCCCACCAUUGCUACAGUACACUUCUUAUUAGUACGGCACUACUUCGUAAUUCUCCCCUCCCAUAGAUAAAUAAAAACCCAUCUCAAUUUCUCUCAGUUUCCCAGAGCCCCUCUUUCCCCAAUUAUCUCCUCUUUCCUUCCUCCACUGUCCACCCCAGCCAGACAAAAUCCUCCAUAAUUGGAACCCCACCAAAGACUCAAAUUCAAGGAACAAAAAAAAAAGAAGAGGGAAAUAGACAUAACCAUUAAUCAUGCGGAUGAGCUGCAAUGGAUGCCGGGUUCUCCGGAAAGGCUGUAGUGAAAAAUGCAGCAUCAAGCCUUGCCUUCAUUGGAUCAAGUCCCCUGAAGCCCAGGCCAACGCCACCGUCUUCCUUGCGAAGUUUUACGGCCGCGCCGGCCUCCUCAACCUCAUCAAUGCUGGCCCUGAUCACCUCCGCCCCGGGAUAUUUAGAUCUUUGUUAUACGAGGCAUGUGGGCGAAUUGUGAAUCCGAUAUACGGCUCGACUGGCUUGUUAUGGUCGGGGAACUGGCAUCUCUGUCAAGCUGCAGUUGAAGCCGUUCUUAGUGGCUCGCCGAUUUCGCAAGUUUCGGCCGACUCGGCUGCAUGCACCGUGUGCCCACCCCUCAAGGCGGGUGAUAUUCGCCACGUGUCCAAGGACGAGAACUCGGCUGGCUCAGCAGCGCGAGAUCUUCACAAGGUGAAGUGUAGUAAGGGCAAGUUCAAGCGAGCCGGGGUGAAGCAGCCGAAGGUGAGGGUGGAGUCGCCUGAUGUGGAUAACGCGGCUCGAGUUAUGUGGAGCUGGUCUCACAAAGAGGAGGAGGAGGAGGAGGUUGUGGGAUCGCCGAGCCGUGACUCGGGAGUGAGCCAGCAUGUUGAGCCGCCGAGUCGGGGCGGUGAGUGUGGGGAUGCUGACAGUGCUUCCGUGGAGACGGUGGAAGAGUCGCUUGUUAAGCCGGAUGAGCCAGCCGAUGGGAGUGAUGUAGAGCUGGAGCUGACUCUCGGCUUUGAGCCUGUUCUGUGUAGGCAGCGGAAAGUGGGGCCCCUGGAAUCCGACGGAGGUGUUAACAAGUAAGAGGAGCUUGGUUAAUAAUUCUCAGGAGUUAAAAAAAAUCAUUUUUGGCGGCUCAUAUUCACAUUAUCUUAGUUGCCUUCUCUCUCUCUCUCUCUCUCUUUUUUUGUUCUUUUUGGGAUUGGGGAUGGGGGAGUAAUUUUUGUGUAAAAAGGGUUUUCAAUUUUUGUUACUUUGGGCGAUAAGGGUGUAAAAUUUGGCCAUGGUGACCUUAUGGUUGUGGUCCCAGUGGAUGUACAUUUUUUUUUUAAUGAUAAAAUGGGUCCACGAUUCCAUUAAAUUGGAGCAAAUUUUUGUUGAAGGUGGCUCCUGAUUUGUAACAUUUCA
This is a messenger RNA of Coffea eugenioides, 1845 nucleotides long. Its product is annotated as LOB domain-containing protein 40-like. NCBI's taxonomy places the organism in Eukaryota, Viridiplantae, Streptophyta, Magnoliopsida, Gentianales, Rubiaceae. Gene Ontology annotation, biological process: regulation of gene expression. The transcript has 2 exons. The record is from RefSeq and is a predicted model, not a curated record. The coding region runs from base 700 to 1521 and encodes 273 amino acids.